This is a messenger RNA of Seriola aureovittata, 2981 nucleotides long. RefSeq names its product Tnf receptor-associated factor 5 (gene traf5). Gene Ontology annotation, biological process: regulation of apoptotic process; regulation of canonical NF-kappaB signal transduction; protein K63-linked ubiquitination. Gene Ontology annotation, cellular component: plasma membrane signaling receptor complex. Gene Ontology annotation, molecular function: zinc ion binding; thioesterase binding. The coding region runs from base 101 to 1843 and encodes 580 amino acids. Lineage: Eukaryota; Metazoa; Chordata; Actinopteri; Carangiformes; Carangidae. The record is from RefSeq and is a predicted model, not a curated record. The transcript is spliced from 11 exons.
UGAUUAAUACUAAUCAGUCAUAUCGAUCCGCUGGGACCGACAGGCUGCAGCGUUCCCGCUGAUUUCGGGGAUUUCGGAGGGAUUUCACAGAGAGAGACUCAUGGCCACAGCAGACACGAAGCUGGGAGGGUCUGAAGAGUCGAGUUUGCAGUCCGAGGAGUCGGUGAGGAGGUCAGAGGAGUCCAGGCUGGGGUCAGAGGAGUGCAGGAUGAAGUCGUCCUGGGAGUCGGAGCUGACCUGCAUCAAGCACUCCCUGAAGUUCGUGUUGAAGCUGAAGGAGGAGUUUGUUUGUCCCAUCUGCAGAGGAGUCGUUCUCAACCCCCAGCAGAACUCCUGUGGACACAUCUACUGCUUCCACUGCCUCCAAGGACUACUGGAGAGUUCAUCACCGUCCAGCCCAGUUUGUCCAGUGGACAGAGCUGUGAUCACACCAGCUGAGGUUUUCCAGGAUAACUGCUGCAAACGAGAAAUCUCCAGUUUAGAAGUGUUCUGCACAAACUCCCCAGAAUGCACCUCUGUCACCACGUUAAACCACCUGCAGGAGCACCUGAGGUCGUGUCAGUACGAGCAGCUGCAGUGCACCAAUUCAGGCUGCAGGGCGUUGCUACAGAGGAGAUACCUGCAGGAACACCUGACCGACGACUGUCCUCACCGCAUGGAGCCCUGCCCACACUGCAGGCAACCGCACUGCCUCAGCCUUAUCCAGGAUCAUGUGCAGAGCUCGUGUCCAGAUGUGGAGGUGGACUGUCCCAACAGCUGCUCCCAGAAGGUUCCCAGACACAAGCUGACGGAGCACGGAGAGUCGUGUCCUGAGGUUCAGGUCGAAUGUUCCUAUAAGAAGUUCGGCUGCCCUGUACAGGAUAAACGAGGGAAAGUGAAACUGCACGAAGAUGCUGCUGUCAAUCAUCACAUACUGCUGGUGCUGAGGAGUAACACCAACCUGGAACAACAGGUGGGGGUUCUCCAGGAGGAGGCGCUGCUGAGGCAGCAGGAGGUCCAGACAGACAAUUUACUGCUCACUGAUCUGCAGAAGAAAAUCAGACCGCUGCUGCAGCAGAGCAGCUGCCACGAACACGUCAUCUCUACAGCUCAGAGGAGUUUGAGCCGGCAGGAGGACGUCCUGUCCACCGUCCAGCUGGAAGUCAAGCAGGUGUCUCGGGGACUUCCUGGUCUGGAGGAGCUGGAGCAGCUUAGAAAGUCUCUGGACGCUGUGAUGCAGGAGGUGUCUGGAGCCGAGGCCCUCAGAGAACACCUGGGAACUCUGGAGGAGAAUCUGAGGCAUCACUCGGGUCUCCUGGACCUCCACGCCUCUCAGCUCAGUCGCAACAAGCAGCGCCUUCGGGAGCUCGAGGCCACGUCCUACGACGGGAAACUGAUCUGGAAGAUCCAGGACUUCAAAAAAAGGAAGGAAGAAGAGGCCAAAGGUCAGCUGCCUUGCCUGAGCAGCAUGCCGUUCCACACCGGACGCUGCGGCUACAAAAUGGCCAUCAAAGCCUAUCUGAACGGGGAUGGCGAGGGAAGAGGGACUCACCUCUCCCUUUAUGUGGUCCUGAUGCCGGGAGACUUCGACGCCCUGCUGCCGUGGCCGUUCAGACAGACCGUGUCUCUGUCUAUUCUGGAUCAAAGCGGCACCGGUAACCACCGAAGUCUCAGCUUCAGACCCGACCCAACAUCCAAGAGCUACCAGCAACCUGACGCUGAGUCCGUGAGCAACGUCGCUGUCGGGUUUUCGUGCUUCAUUCCUCUGAACAAGCUGGAAAUGCCUCAGAAUGCCGUGUACGUCAAAGACGACACGCUGUUUGUCAAAGUGAAGGUGGAUAUGGCAGGUUUAGAGUCCCUGUAAGAUUUCUUCUAACUGAUUUAAAUAAUUACUUUGGCACCAUCUGGUGGUCGUUGGGAACGACACAGUGGAAGACGACAACGCAUCACUGCACUGUGUGUGCAUACUCUAAAGAGUAUACCAAGAAAUUUAAACACAAAAAAACUCAACACCUAGUAAUUAAAGGAAUAGUUCAACAUUAGAAAAUACCAAUUUCUUGCUGGGAGUAAGUGUCUGUUAAAUAUAAAGCCUUUAUUUCAGUCUUGGAAGGACAUGGAUGCUGAACUUGUGCUUUAAGCUUCAGGAUCAUCACCGAUCGUCUGAUGGAGGUUUGACUCAUAAACACGAAAUCUGACAAAGACUGAAUUAAUAAUGUUUUUUAUUAUUGAUCUCAAGAUCACAACUUUUUUAUCUGAUUAACAGAUAAUAACUAUUUGAGCUCAGACCAAGUUAUUAAAGUCUGUUAUCCUGAGAUCAGGAUUUAAUGAUCAGGUUAUCUGUAGAUAUUUAUCAGCUUAGUAUUGAUCGGGACUUCAGGAAUAAGUCUUUAUCUCAGGAUAACAGCCUGUUUCAUCAUGGACUCGUCUCUCUCAGCCUGGAGACAAAGAUGAGACCCAUAAAUAAAUUAUCAAAAAAUGUUUGCACCAGAUUUGUUAUCUGAAAUAAAUGAGGUAACGAAGUUGUGAUCAAAAGAAUAACAGGUUGAAAACAACCACAAGCUGCUGCCAUUUUUUUUUUUUAGAGGACCCGCAGGAAGCUAUUUCUAGAUAAAGUCGCAGCCACUGCAACACUGUACUGUACUACUGUAGACGGAUAUGACUGUUCAUUAUUGUUCAGGGUGUCUUAAUUCUGCAGCUAAAGAUAAAAUGUGAGGACAAUAGAAAAGAUGAGGGGUUUCAUAAAGUUUGGGAACUUUAAGAUCUCCACUGGAAUUUAAAACAGGGAUGUGUGAGUUUGUAAAGGUGGAGCCACGUUUGGGUUCAGCAGAAAUCAAUGUGUCUGUAAGAUCCGAUUAAAAUACACAAGUAACAUUGAUAUGGAAGAUGAAAGGCUGCUAUUCAUAACAGUGUUGAAUUUAGAUAGUUUCAGAUGUCUCAUACAGCAGCUGCUGUCAGGUUCAGGUUAGUGUGGUUUCAUAUUCUUCAAUUAAAACUCAAUCAUA